Molecule: messenger RNA, 2280 nt
Organism: Camelina sativa (false flax)
Lineage: Eukaryota; Viridiplantae; Streptophyta; Magnoliopsida; Brassicales; Brassicaceae
Product: SUN domain-containing protein 5-like
Biological process (GO): protein folding in endoplasmic reticulum
Cellular component (GO): cytoplasm; membrane
Source: RefSeq, a predicted model, not a curated record
UUAGAAAUUAAAUUUAAAAAAAAAUCCGAAGAAAAUGGUCUCUCGACGGACAAAAAAGUUAGGUUCUUCUUUCAAACCACACAAGACAAAGACAGCAACACGAGACAUGUUGUUGUCUCUCUCUCUCUCUUUCUCUUUUUUCUUUUUCUUCUUCGUCAGUCUUUUUUCUCCUCUUGUUCCUCGUGCCCUCUUCUCCUUUGCUCCAGAUACAGGUCACAUUCAUACAAUACAACCAACGAUCUCUCGCUCUCUAUCCAUCUGUGAUCUGUGCAUGCACACACGAGUAUAGAUCUCUUCUCUGCUUAUAGAGAUGGCGAAGCGCGGAAGUUGUUCGACGAUAUGCGUGAAUGAAAAAUCGCAAAGGUUUCGAAUUGUCAGAAUCUCCGAAAAGGUUGAUAAUGUUGUUAAUGCAAGAAGCAGCAGCUUCGUCGAGCGUUCUAUCCCUCUCGUUCUCUUACUCUGGUGCUUCCUCUUCCUCGUCUACUCCAAGCUUGGCCAAAGCCAUGAUUAUGGAGAUAAAAUUGGGAAUCACACUGAUGGAUCAGUUCCAAAGAUCCUCAAUUCCACGAGUUCUGGUGGAGCUACUGGAAAAGAAAACAACUAUUGUCUCCUGAGAAACGGCCAGUUACAAGAUGUGUAUGAGCAUGUUCUUGGGAACAAUGCUUUGUUGAUCUGCAAAAUUGUGAUGCCAGAACGAAGAAUAAACAAGAAGACCCUAGAAGCUCGUGAUCCUAGAUAUGCCAAUCUUGAAGACAAAAGUCUCAAAGCAAAUGGCUCAUCACAGCUUGUGAAUAAUGCAACUCAUUAUAGGUUAGAACCAGAUGGAACUGGUUAUAACUAUGCUUCUGCUAUGAAGGGAGCAAAAGUGGUGGAGCAUAACAAGGAAGCAAAAGGAGCUAGCAAUGUGCUUGGCAAAGAUCAUGACAAGUAUCUAAGAAACCCGUGUUCCGUGUCGAAUAAGUCUGUCGUGAUUGAACUUGCCGAGGAGACGCUGGUUGACACAGUGAGAAUUGCAAAUUUUGAGCAUUAUUCUUCGAAUCUCAAAGAGUUUAGCUUGUCAGGUAGCUUGAGUUACCCAACCGAGAUGUGGACUCCCGCUGGGAGUUUCGUGGCUGCAAACAUUAAGCAGAUUCAGACAUUCCGGCUCCUUGAACCUAAAUGGUUGAGAUAUCUUAAACUUAACUUAGUUAGUCACUACGGAUCUGAGUUUUACUGUACUCUGAGUGUUGUGGAGGUAUUUGGCAUUGAUGCUCUUGAGCAAAUGCUUGAAGAUCUAUUUGUUCCAUCAGAGACUCUUCCCAGUAAACCAGCUAUGUUGGAACUAAAAACCGCAGAUGAAAAGCAAGUUGGGGAAGUGAAAAGCAAUAGGACAGAUCAGAUUGGUAAGGAGACUGAAGCGCAGAAGAAGAAAGAUGACGUUGUGAAGACGAUUAAUCUCAUAGGAGAGAAGAAAUAUGAAGUUAGGGAGAAGCAUAACGUUUUGAAAGUGAUGAUGCAGAAAGUGAAACUGAUUGAGAUGAAUUUAUCGGUUCUUGAGGACUCUGUAAAGAAAAUGAAUGACAAGCAACCAGAAUUUAGCUUGGAGAUGAAGAGAACUCUUAUGCUUGUGGAGAAAAGCAAAGCUGAUAUCAGAGAGAUCACUGAAUGGAAAAUGAAAAUGGAAAAGGAACUUAGAGACCUAGAGCUAUGGAAAACUUUUGUUGCUUCCCGUGUAGAAUCCUUGGCCAGAGGAAACACUGCACUGAGAUUGGAUGUAGAGAAGAUUGUGAAAGAACAAGCAAAUCUAGAGAGCAAAGAGCUUGGAGUUCUAUUGAUAAGCCUCUUUUUUGUGGUCUUAGCAACGAUUCGGUUAGUCUCAAGGCGACUUUGGGCGUUUCUGAGGAUGUCUUAUACGGAUAAAGUGCGAUCGUUGUGGCCGGAUAGCGGUUGGAUCAUGAUACUUCUAAGCAGCAGCAUCAUGAUUUUCAUUACUUUACUGUCUUAGUUAGUAGUUUAGUACAUGUAGGAGGAGUUAUUAGGCUUAGGUAUCUUUUAACAGUGACUUGCUAUUUAAUAUUUCUAGGCCUAGGAAUCAAGAAUAGAAUUUGAGUUUUCAUAGAUAUUGUUAAACUGGAUCCAAAAAAAAAUCAGUUGAGAGCUUUAGAAUUCAGAGCUUUAAUUAACUGUGUCUGUGUGUUUCAUGUUUCAAAACGGUGUUGUGUAACCAACAAGAACGAGAUGCUAUUUCAUACUACAGUAAUAAUUUCCCUUGAAAUAAAUUAUCUCGAUCAUUUGAUGUAA